AUGCAUAAAAUUCUUCUCGUUACUUUUUCACCAAAGCAUUCGGGGAAGCCGAUAGUUGAUCAAAGUGUUUAUUAUUUGCCCAAGAAGUAUUACAGCUGUUCUAUAGAUGAGCUAUUUGAAUACUUUGCACAAUCUGUUGAAUCAUUUCUGGAAAACAAAGGCGUAAUCCAAUACAAAUGGAAUGCGAGCUUUUCCUUUCCCUAUGCUCUGGUUCAGGACAGUUUAAAGCAUGCAUACGUUCACUCGUGGUCAAAGAAUUUCAGCGUUCGGCAAAUGUUAGGUGCCGAUAUUUAUUCAAAUUUCCAAAAAGCACUGAACAAAACGUCCGCAAAAGUUAAACUGCAUGCAGUUUUGAAUGACUGUGUGCAACUCCUUGCAGCUUCAUGUGUAGGUGACUCGGAGUGCGCAAUGGCAAUGGUUCUCGGUGAGGGCGUAAAUGCGGCCUACGUUGAGGAUCUCUCCAAUUUCAAGCGAGACGAAAAAUUCGAUGACAACGCCAAAUUUGUUGUAAUUAACACGGAGCUAUCCGGCCUUGGUGAAUGUGGAUCCCUCCGCCGAUUUUUCACCGAAUUCGACAGGCGGCUUGAUCGUCUUUCAGCCAAUCCUGGAUAUCAGACGUAUGGGACAUCGGAUCCA
Molecule: messenger RNA, 636 nt
Organism: Dibothriocephalus latus
Lineage: Eukaryota; Metazoa; Platyhelminthes; Cestoda; Diphyllobothriidea; Diphyllobothriidae
Source: the annotation of a GenBank genome assembly